AGUGUAGUUGUCAAUUGAGGGCGCUAUUCAUUGUUACCUUUAAAGUCUCGUUAUUCCGUACAAUUUAUCUCUCAAAAUCAGCCCAUACGUUCAUGAAAGUCAUCUUUAGCUAGUUACAUGUAAUCUCAUAAGUCAAGCCGAAGGGUUUAGAGAUCAUCCUACCCCAGCGUACAAAAUCUUCCACCUAUCUUCCACCGUCCUUCCGUUAACUUCCAAACAACUGAACCAUUAUCUUCCUACAUGUAGGCCUACCUUUCUGAAACCAUUCCGUUCAUUAAUCGACCAAACAAAACCUCAGAACUCAGAUCAUUACUAGUUGUAAACCGGACAUUCAGAAAUCUUCAUCCAUAAAUUUGCAAAAGUUUAUUCCAAGUUACUGAAAUUCUACUCUAAUUUUCUACAUAGUUCUGUGUAAACUGUUUCACCAAUGCGUGACUUUAAACCAAUCGGAACCAAAAUAAGGAAGUGUGAUUGUACAAUGGGACUUCAGUGCAUGUACACCUCAUCAUUUCAAUCCAGCUGUACACUCUUCAUUAUUUGAACGUCUAACACAGUCUGAGUUUGGAACUAGCCGGACAAAACUGCUUCGCAUGACCAAAAUGUACCAUCCUGAAAAAGCUGCAAGUAAACAUUCUGCUAAUGUUCUGUAAUUUUCAUGGCAAUCCAAUAUGGCGGCAGAUCACUCGUGGACAAGUAUGGUGUACGACAUUUGUAUCGUUGGGGCCGGAUUAUGGGGUUCUUCAGCGGCCAGACACGCCUCGUUGCCUGGUCGCAAGGUGUGUCUUAUUGGACCUAGCGAACCACUGGAAAAGGAUCGCCCAUCGCGGGACAUUUUCGCCUCUCAUUAUGACGUCGCACGAACAGUGCGCAAAUGUCAGGGAAGCAAUCACUUUCGGAGUUUGAUGACAAUGAGAGCUUUUAAAGGUCUUCAAGACUUGGAAGGAACCACAGGCAUACAACUCAACGCAGCAGCGGGUCACAUCUUCUAUGGAAAGGAUAUCGAAAGCAAAAUGGCGCCAAUAGCCAAGGAAGAAGGGGUUCUCUUGACGGCAGAGGACGUCCAUCAAAGGUAUCCAUUCUUGGACACAAGCCGAUAUGGCGACACCGCCAUGUUGUUCCCAAUUAACGGUGGCCACGCAAACCCUCGUAUGAUCGUCCAUGCGGAACAAAAGGCAGCCACACUGCAAGGUUGUGAUAUCUUCGAUGACGUGGUUGAGUCGGUGGGGGAGUCGGGGAGCCACACUCACGGCGAGCCAGUAAUGAGGGUUUUGACUAAAAAUGGGCGCCAUCUCUUGGCCAAGAAGGUGUUACUGUGCACGGGCGCGUUCACACAGCUCAAGGAUCUUCUACCGCCCUCUACGGAACUGGAUUUUGGAAUUGACGGGACGUUCACAGUUCGACUGGAGGUUGGGGAAGACGAUUUGGAGAAGAUUUCCAGCAUGCCUACUAUGACAUCGUUCACAGACCCUGAAUGGAACUGUUACAUGCUUCCGCCGAUAAAGUACCCGGAUGGGAAAUACUACGUCAAGAUAGGACCAUUAAACCAGGACCAGCGGAGAUUGACCAGCCUCAAGGAAGUCAAAGACUGGUUUCUGUCUAAGCCCGAUCCGAAGUUGGUGGAAAAGUACAGAGAUUUGCUUUUGAGUAUCGUUAAAGGUUUCAAUCCAGUCUCUGUCAAAGCCGAUAUGUGCGUAUGUUCACGCACGCCGACUGGACUCCCCUACUGUGAUAUGGUAUCGCCCAGACUAGGCCUUGCGGUUGGUGGAAACGGCUGUGGGGCAUUGCUAUCUGAUGAGGUGGGGAGGAUGGCCGCUGAGAUGAUCGCUGGAGGGGAGAAUUGGAAUCGAGACAUACCGAGGGAGAUGCUGAAGGCUCAGUUCAUCACACCACCUUCAAACUUGUGAUUUAAUUGAUGGGCUAGCUCAUUCUUCUUUAGAGUUUCGUUAUUUUGAAGUGAACCAUCGUGCACGAUCAUUUAUGCUUUGGGCAUUGCUUUCUGUCAAAGCAACACAAUUGCAAGAAAUCUUGCAUACUAUCUCUGUUCGGUUGCUACCAUACAUUUUCAGGAAAAAACAAAUCAAAUUUGGGGGGUCAGAUAUAGGCCAAUGCUGCAACGCAUGUAUUGCCAACGCAUAAGGUGUUCCCGCCGACACACAGUUUUAAAGCUAAUUCAAUGAUUGUUUUAUGUGAACCUUUUGAUGCAAUAAUUUUAUAGGGUACUUAGGAUCAGUUUAAUCUUCACUUUGAGUGAGUAUUUCACAUAUAAAUUGGUUGUUACUUGUCCGCGUUAUUGCCAGUGUUCCUAAUUGCCUUCAAUACGGCACUGUCAGGCAGUGUCAAAGUAUUGUGCGUCGUCUCACAAAUUGACUUCUGUUAAGUCUCUGUGUACAAAAUGUUAGACUUUGUUCCAGUUUGUUGACUCUUACCUUAUCUUACCUUCAAUGAUUGUAAUCAAACUGCAUUCAAUAAAUGUUCAUUGGCAUAGAAUGGCCAAAUGACAAUAUUGGCUCAUGCGUAAUGUGCAUGUUACAUAA
Molecule: messenger RNA, 2534 nt
Organism: Patiria miniata (bat star)
Lineage: Eukaryota; Metazoa; Echinodermata; Asteroidea; Valvatida; Asterinidae
Exons: 6
Coding region: 669-1904 (411 amino acids)
Molecular function (GO): flavin adenine dinucleotide binding; sarcosine oxidase activity
Source: RefSeq, a predicted model, not a curated record